AUGUCCCUACCGCCUCCUCCAGGUCUCCAGCGUCCACCGCCAUCGCAAACCGCCCCGCAGGCCCAGCAACCACCGGCCUCGCUGCCUGCCCGUCCGCCAUCCACCGCAUCCUCAUACACAGCUGCUGCCGCUCCGGCCACCGUCUCGAGGCCUCCUAGCCAUGGACCAGACAUAUCUAGGCCAGCUGUCGGGGCAGCUUACGGUUUCCAGCCACGUGCCGUAGCUGCGCAAUCGUACCGCGCACCCGCGUAUCCUACAUACAACAAUAGCACGGGCUAUCAAUAUCAGCAGCAGCAGCAGCAGCAGCAUCAACCACAUCACCAACAUCAACAGACGUACCAGGCACAACCGACGUCGUACUACGGCCAACAGACCCAGCAGUCAUACAAUAACAACACCUCUACAUAUAACCAGCACAAUGGGUACCCGCAGAAACGAAACAAUGCAGGCUCAUACGGAGCCAGGUCAGGGCAGCCACGGUACGGCGAAUCCACCGGUGACCCCGAGAUGGACGCUCAGAUUGCACAGUGGCAGAGUGCAUACAUGAGCAAGGACAGCAGUGAGGCUGCCGCUGCCGCUACCCCGUCUUCUACCGCCGCUACGGGAGCCAACAGCGGUCCUCUGGGCUCCAUUCAGCGUCUACAUGACCCAUCAGCCAGUACAGCAUCGACUCCGCCGAGCGGAGCAGCCACCACGGCCGCUGGCACCCCCCUCCCCAUCCCCAACCAAGGCCUGGCUGCGGCCGCUGGCCAGGAGUCAUCUGCUGAGCCAACCAAGACUGUCCUACGCUCUGGCGGUGGCCAGACGUGGACGGACUCGACGCUUCUGGAGUGGGAUCCGGCUCACUUCCGGCUCUUCUGCGGCAACCUGGCCGGCGAGGUUACGGACGAGUCGCUGCUCAAGGCCUUCUCCAAGUAUCCGUCUGUGCAAAAGGCGCGGGUGAUCCGGGACAAGCGGACGGAAAAGAGCAAAGGGUACGGCUUCGUCAGCUUCUCGGACGGGGACGACUAUUUCAAGGCUGCCAGGGAGAUGCAAGGCAAGUAUAUCGGUUCGCACCCCGUGCUGCUGAGACGAGCCAUGACGGAGAUCAGGCCCGUUAGUGCAUCCAAGGGCAAACACGCUAAGGGCAAGGGCAGACACGGCCACCAUCACAGCAGCGGCAGCGGUAUUGGACGAGAGAACAAGCCUGCUGCCGUCGCCCCGGGCAAGACAGACGGCGGCGUGAAGAAGCAGAAGACCAAGGGCGGCCUCAGGGUUCUAGGAUAG
Microsporum canis CBS 113480 is the source of this 1266-nucleotide messenger RNA. Its product is annotated as RNP domain-containing protein. Bases 1 to 1266 code for a protein of 421 amino acids. The transcript has a single exon. Gene Ontology annotation, molecular function: mRNA binding. Lineage: Eukaryota; Fungi; Ascomycota; Eurotiomycetes; Onygenales; Arthrodermataceae. The record is from RefSeq and is a predicted model, not a curated record.